This is a messenger RNA of Lasiodiplodia theobromae, 1533 nucleotides long. Its product is annotated as Cytochrome p450 protein. The coding region runs from base 1 to 1533 and encodes 510 amino acids. The record is from RefSeq and is a predicted model, not a curated record. The transcript has 2 exons. Lineage: Eukaryota; Fungi; Ascomycota; Dothideomycetes; Botryosphaeriales; Botryosphaeriaceae. Gene Ontology annotation, molecular function: iron ion binding; oxidoreductase activity, acting on paired donors, with incorporation or reduction of molecular oxygen; monooxygenase activity.
AUGCCCAUACCACCAUGGCGAGGAAACUGCCGACGCCGCGUCACUGAGCCGCCCGGCCCCACCAAGCCGGGCCGAGUAUUGGGACUAUGCAUCUACCGCGUUUUCUUCCAUCCGCUGGCAAAACAUCCUGGCCCAUUGCUGGCCAAGGUGUCCAAUUUCUACGCGGCAUAUCAUGCGUGGGUGGGCGACAUCCACGUUGACAUGUGGAAAUGCCACCAAAAAUACGGCGAGACUGUUCGCUAUGCGCCCGAUCGCCUCCUCAUCAACACGGCCGAUGCGCUUCGUGACGUGCACGGCCACAAGAGCAAUCUCCCAAAGGCGACGACGUACAACGCGCUCAUUCACCGCGCGCCCAACAUCCUCACUCUGCGCGACAAAAGGCAGCACGGCCGCAGGCGUCGCGUCAUGUGCCAAGCAUUGUCGGAUGCCAACAUCGCAACCUUUGAGCCCGCAAUCGUCGAGCAGGUCAAAAAGUUUGUGGCCGUCUUCGCCGAGCUCCCUCGCGACGGCGGUGACGAGGCCUGGUCUGCGCCGGUCAAUGUUUCCGAAUGGUGCGACUACCUGACAUUCGAUAUCAUGGCCUCAGUGGUGUUUUCCGGCAAAUACGACAUGCUGGGAAGCGCGCAGUACCGCCCUGUGCUGAAGGCAAUCCUGGACUCCAACGUCCGGAUGGGCACGCUGUUCCAAUACCCGGCGCUCGGGCACUGGAAGAUGCACAAGCGCUUCUUCCCCGCCGCCAUCGCCGCCCGGAGCGUCUUCGUGUCGUUUGUGACGCGCAUGGUCGGCGACCGAAUCAAGCUGGGGAAGUCGCAGACCCCGCACGACGUCUUCUCGUUCAUGGCGAAGUCCAAGGACCCCGAGACCGACCAGGGCUUGACCCUGAACGAGCUUGGCGCCGAAAGCACCACGCUGAUCGUUGCCGGUGCUGACACUACCUCGACUGUCAUUGCUGCAACCAUGUUCUACCUUGCCAAAUUCCCGCAGUGCCUGGAACGGGCCCAACGAGAGGUGCGUACGGCAUUCGACGAGGAGUCGGAGAUCCGUCUGGGCCGGAAGCUCAACAGCUGCACCUUCCUCCUUGCCUGCAUCAACGAGGCCAUGCGCCUAGCACCCUCCGUUGGCGCUGCACUCUGGCGCCAGGUGCAGUCUGAAGACGGCAUGGCAGUUGGUGGCCACUUCGUUCCCCGCGGCUACGACGUGGGCGUCGGCAUUUGGAGCCUGCAGCAUAGUCCGGAACACUACCCUGACCCCUUUGACUUCUGCCCUGAGAGAUGGCUUGUUGAAAGCGCAGAUGAAAGAUCAAAGAUUCUCGCUGCGUUUUCGCCCUUCUCGCGAGGCCCCAGGAGUUGCGUUGGAAAGGGCAUUGCUAUGGUUGAGCUGUUGCUCACUUUCUCGCACUUGCUCUGGUCCUUGGACUUCAAAUUCCCAGAGGGACAGGAGCCGCUUGGAAACUUCGAGCUGAAGGAACAUGUUACUGGCGCCAAGAACGGCCCAGUUCUCCAGUUCCGCAAACGGCAAUUGCACGGGCUCUGA